Anthostomella pinea is the source of this 1626-nucleotide messenger RNA. NCBI's taxonomy places the organism in Eukaryota, Fungi, Ascomycota, Sordariomycetes, Xylariales, Xylariaceae. The record is from the annotation of a GenBank genome assembly.
AUGGAGCGCCACCGGCAGGCAGUGCGGCUCAUCGCCUCGACGGUGCGGUCCUUCUUCGAGCGCGCGGAGCCCUACCGCAUCUUUCACGGCAGCACCAACAGUACGCGUCCCGCGCACCUCAAGGCGCAGACGCGACUCGUCGACAUCAGUGCGUUGUCGCACGUACUCGAGGUCAACACCGCCAGCCGCACCGCCCUGGUCGAGCCCAACGUGCCCAUGGACCGCCUCGUCGAGCACACCCUGCCUUAUGGUCUUGUGCCCCCCGUCGUCAUGGAGUUCCCGGGAAUCACGGCCGGCGGCGGCUUCGCCGGCACCGCGGGCGAGAGCUCGUCGUUCCGUCAUGGGUAUUUUGAUGAGAAUGUGGAGGGGGUGGAGAUGGUGCUUCCGAAUGGCGACGUCGUGUUCGCGAAGCGGCCGUCCAAAGAAGGGGGUGCCGGGGAGUACGCCGAUCUGUUCCGCGGCGCGGCGGGCGCGGUGGGCACGCUGGGCGUGACGACGUUGCUGGAGCUGCGGCUUAUCGAGGCGAAGCGCUUCGUGCGGACUACGUAUCGACGGACGAGCAGCGUGGCCGAGGCGGUGCGGGUCGUGAGGGAGGAGACGAAGAGGGAGGGCAACGACUACGUGGAUGGCAUCCUGUUCUCCAAGGGCCAUGGCGUCGUCGUCACGGGGCAGAUGACGGACGAGCUGCCGCAGGGCGCCAAGGUGCGCACGUUUAGUCGGGCGUGGGAUCCGUGGUAUUACAUGCAUGUGCGGGAGACCACGAAGGCGCUUCCGUCGUGUGCGUCUGCAACAGCUACUACUGCUACUGAUAUCUCGUCCUCGGCCGCUGAAUCGGAGACGCAACAGCAGGCCGAGGGCUCCCUCACUGAGUACAUCCCGCUCGCCGAGUAUCUCUUCCGCUACGACAGGGGCGGGUUCUGGGUCGGGCAGGCGGCCUUCGACUACUUCCGCCCCGUGCCUUUCACGCGCUUCUUCCGCUGGUUCCUCGACGACUUCUUGCACACACGCAUGCUGUACCGCGCUCUGCACGGCAGCGGCGAGAGCGCGCGCUUCUUCGUGCAAGACCUCGGCAUCCCCUACGACACAGCCGAGGCCUUUGUCGACUACACGACCGACACGCUGGACAUCUGGCCGCUGUGGCUGUGCCCCCUCAAGACGCCCGCAGGCCCCAGCUUCCACCCGCAUCUCCGGGCCCAGAAAGGCGCGCCCGCCGGUGAGAUGCUUAAUAUCGGCGUCUGGGGCUGGGGCCCCAAGGACCGCGAGGAGUUCGUGCGCGUCAACCGCGCGCUCGAGGCCAAGGUCGACGAGCUGGGCGGCAUGAAGUGGCUGUACGCGCACACAUAUUACGAGGAGGACGAGUUCUGGAGGGCGUACGGCAACCGGUCGUGGUACGAGGCGCUUCGAAACAAAUACAAGGCCACGGCGCUGCCGAGCGUGUACGACAAGGUCAAGGUGAAGACGGGCCCGCCGGAGAGCGGGUGGAAGCCGUGGUUGAAGGCUUGUUGGCCUGUGGGCGGGUUGUAUGGCAUUUGGAAGGGGAUACGGAGUCGGGAUUACCUUUUGCAUCGGGGGGCUACGUGGAAGUGGACGGGUGGGGGUGAGAAGGUGAAGGAGAAGACUUUGUAA